Messenger RNA from Dufourea novaeangliae, 1592 nucleotides. It is a transcript of the gene emei, whose product is annotated as transmembrane protein 161B. The record is from RefSeq and is a predicted model, not a curated record. Bases 67 to 1539 code for a protein of 490 amino acids. The transcript is spliced from 11 exons. Lineage: Eukaryota; Metazoa; Arthropoda; Insecta; Hymenoptera; Halictidae.
UUUCGUGAGACCGGUGGAUUUUUCACUUUGGUUUUUCUUUUUCAAAUCCUAUUACAAAUUUCAACCAUGGCUCUCUUAGGAGCUCAAUUGGUCAUUACUCUUAUUAUGGUCAGUGUUAUCCAAAAAUUGACUCCACAUUUCUCUUUGGCAAGAUGGAUCUUAUGUUCUACAGGGUUGACUCGUUACUUAUAUCCAACUGACCAACAACUGAGGACCCUAGCCGGUGUGCCUAAAGACAAGCCCAAGAAAGGCAAGCACACAGAGAAUGGAAAGGUCGGAGAUGUGUUUCAAGUUCCUAGAAAUUUGGAUAUUACGCUUGAGAGUGCUAAAAUAACUACCUUAGAUGUAGUGCAUUUAAAAUAUUAUACAGAGUAUCAGUGGUUGCUAGACUUCUCUGUUUAUGCUGCUGCUGUCUAUGCUAUCACAGAGGUUUAUAAUUCUUUAUAUCCGAUCAAAGAUGAAAUUAACUUAAGUAUGCUUUGGUGCUCAUUGGUUCUGGGUUUUGCAUUCAAAGUAUUAAUGUCCCUUUGGAUAGAAUAUUUCAAAGGAGAGGAGAGCAUAGGUGAAAGAUCUACAUGUAUUGUGACCGGAUUUGCUUAUCUUCUCAUAGCUAUGAUGAUUCUUAUAGUCGAUGAGAACAACCUUGAAAUUGGAUUGGACAAAGCCUAUGCAAGCUUUAAUCAUAGUGCAUCUUUGUUUCUAGAUAAUCAAGGUCUCUCUUCUACAGGACCAGCAUCAAAAAUUGUUAUAAAGUUCUUCCUUGCCUUAUGGUGUGGUUUGCUUGGUUCUUUCUUUACUUUCCCUGGAUUGAGAGUGUCAAAAAUGCAUUGGGAUGCAUUAAGGUAUUACAAAGAUCAAAAGAUAUUGUUAUUAAUUGCAAAUAUAAGUUAUGCAUCACCACUUCUAUUAAUAAGCUUAUGGAUUAAGCCUAUAAGUAGGGAUUACCUUACAGUUCGUAUAUUUACUGGUAUGAAUGGUCCACUAAUGACAUCCUCGGGAUUUGAGAGUAUGAGGUUAAUUGCGAUCGUUGUUGCAAUUUUAUUGAAGUUUAUAUUGAUGCCACUAUAUUUGCAAUCGUACCUCAAUUUAGCCGUGCAACGAUUAGAGAAUCAAAAGAAGGAAGCUGGUAGAAUAAAAAAUGUUGACUUACAGAAAAAGAUUGCGGCAGUGUUUUAUUAUUUAUGUGUCGUUGCGUUGCAAUUCAUUGUUCCACUAAUCAUAUGUUUAUUUUUUACAUUCAUGUACAAAACGCUAGGUGGUUAUACAUGGGAAGGUAUUUUAAAGGGGACAGCUGUUGAAGAAUGUCCGGCAGACCAACCACCGAAAGCUAUCUUAAAUGUUAUGAAUAAUGACGAUCCGGAAAGGACAGUCACGCAAACAGCGCAAGAUUUUCAACUUGCGUUAAGUUCAUUGAAACAGAUAUUCACUACAGAUGUGUACAGGGGUAUAUUAGGUCUAGCAACAUGGUGGAGUUGUUUCGGGUUAUUCGCAACUACCGCUAUGGGGAUGUUUUAUCAGUCAUACUUUUCCAGUAUGUAAAAAGGCACUACGGACGGGAACAUUUGACGUCACUCUUCGUAAUUGGUCUAUCG